This is a messenger RNA of Serinus canaria (Common canary), 2153 nucleotides long. It is a transcript of the gene CTNS, whose product is annotated as cystinosin, lysosomal cystine transporter. Gene Ontology annotation, molecular function: L-cystine transmembrane transporter activity. NCBI's taxonomy places the organism in Eukaryota, Metazoa, Chordata, Aves, Passeriformes, Fringillidae. The coding region runs from base 11 to 1471 and encodes 486 amino acids. The transcript has 11 exons. Gene Ontology annotation, cellular component: lysosomal membrane. The record is from RefSeq and is a predicted model, not a curated record. Gene Ontology annotation, biological process: L-cystine transport.
CACACCCAAGAUGGCCCCCGGGGGCGGCCGCAGCGACGCGGUGGGCGCUGGGCGGGGAGUCCACAGGCAAUCGCCUCACGUGAGAGCUGAAAAGGGAAGAACCGGGACGGCGCGGGGCACUGAAGGGGGUGGGUUGUCGCCCGCUCCCCGGUACCACCGCCUCGGCAGCGGCGCGUUCCAAAGCACCGCGCACCCGGCUCCGCCAGAGCGCCGGAGCGAAGUGCGGCAGGACUACAAGUCCCAGCGUGCAUCGCGGCACGCCGCCAGCGGUGAGGGUCUGGCGGGGGCGCGGGGGCUGCCGAGAUUUGUAGUCCCGCGCGUUGGGUGGGGUGAGUCCGUCACUGGAGCAGCGCUGAGCUUUUCCACCAUGAGGACGCGAUACCUGCUCCCCGCUCUGCUGAGCCUCUCGCUGGCGCUGCUGGGGCCUGGCGAUGGAGCCAUUGUGUUGUCAGUCCCUGAAGUGGUUUCUCUAGAAAGUGGAAGUUCAACAAACGUCACUAUCUCUCUGAGGGCUCCACUAAACGAGACACUGGUGAUAACUCUUAAUAUUACACACUCCUCAAAGCACAGCACCAUUGUUGAACUUCCUGAUGAGGUACAGUUCCCCGCAGGUCACACUGAAGCAAACUUCCAAGUGAAAGCAGAUGAUGUGGGACAAGUAACAGUUUACCUUUAUCCCAAUAAUUCCAAUUUAACUGGGCCUAGGAUUCAAUUUCAAGUGAUUCACAGCAUCAUAGUGAGAUAUGCUGAUGAGGUGAUUGGCUGGAUCUAUUUUGUUGCCUGGUCCAUCUCCUUUUAUCCUCAACUCUUUGAGAACUGGCGACGGAAAAGUGUUGUUGGACUAAGCUUUGACUUCAUAGCCUUAAACCUUACUGGCUUUAUAGCAUACAGUGUGUUUAAUGUUGGGCUCUUCUGGAUUCCCUUGAUUAAGGAGGAGUUCCUGGUCAGUUAUCCCAGCGGGGUGAACCCUGUGGCCAUCAAUGAUGUUUUCUUCAGUCUCCACGCAGUAGCCCUGACCCUCCUCACCAUCAUUCAGUGCUGCAUCUAUGAGAGAGCAGGUCAGAAAGUAUCCAAAGUUGUUGUUGGACUCCUGGCACUUGCGUGGAUCUUCACCUUCACAACACUGUUCCUGGCUGCAGCUGAGGUGAUGACAUGGCUGCAGUUCUUGUUCUGCUUCUCCUAUAUUAAGUUAGCAGUCACACUGAUCAAAUACUUCCCACAGGCCUACAUGAACUUCCGUCGGAAGAGCACUGAGGGAUGGAGUAUUGGAAAUGUGUUACUGGACUUCACUGGGGGAAGCUUCAGCCUUCUCCAGAUGUUUCUGCAGUCAUACAACAACGAUGAGUGGAGGUUAGUCUUUGGAGAUCCAACCAAGUUUGGCCUGGGUGUCUUCUCCAUCAUCUUUGACAUCGUUUUCAUGGCCCAGCACUACUGCCUGUACAGGAGACGAGGGUAUGAGCCUUGUGAAUAACAAACAUCACUUGUGGAGACUCAAACUUUAAACUGAACUUGGCCCUACCCUCUCUGAGGGCUUUCAAGAUUCUUGCUGCCCGUUACCAGAAGUGCUGAUUCUGAUCUGUGACUUGAUCCUCUCUGGGCUGGAACACAAACUGUUGCCUUGCCAAGCACUGGCUGCCAGAUGCCUUAAGGACAGCAAGCUCUCAGCUGCACAUGGGGGACUCGUGCCUGUUGGAGCUGCACACACAGCUCAGAGGGAGCUGUCCAAGCAACACGUGGCUCUUUUUUCACCAACCACAGGGAAGAGAAAGACCAAAGUGAUGUCUUUCUGAUUGGAGGUGAAGCACAAAGAGCAGAGUUCUGUCUUCCAAAAAUCUGAGAUCAUGUUUAAACAACCACUUAAUGUCUUUAAGUAAUGACUGAAGACUGUCUGUGGAUCCAAGUGCUGCUGCUGACAUUUCCCAGACAGCUCACAGUCCACCACCACUCAGGCUGGUCACAGUGGUACAUCACAAUAAUGAAGUUGUAAUAAAUGCACAACUAUUACAAUUUGAACUCUUUAUUAAAAAAAUCCUGAAAACCAGAAGCUGUAUUCUUCUCUCACUGAAAGCUCUUUCAAAGGUGCUAAGACAAGUAAUUAACAGGAAUCUGUGCAUUUAUACUUGAAUGCUUAGAACCUAAUGUAUCUUUCUAGA